Penicillium olsonii is the source of this 1059-nucleotide messenger RNA. The record is from the annotation of a GenBank genome assembly. NCBI's taxonomy places the organism in Eukaryota, Fungi, Ascomycota, Eurotiomycetes, Eurotiales, Aspergillaceae.
AUGCUCCCUCCAAAUUUCGAUGAGCUGCCUCCCGUGGAGGGCAUGCCGGCCGGCUGUGCGUGGGGUGUUUUUGACAAGGACGGCAAGAAAGAUGUCUACGGCACUUUGAACCUGAUCACCCCGGAGGUGAUCAAAAGAGCAGCUGAAGAAGUCCGUCAAGGCAUCUCGAUUUCUCUAAAUUGGCCGAUUGGAAGCAUCAAAAUCCCCGGGUUCUUUCGAAAAAGCCUUUGUCACAAUGUCUUUGAGAUGAAAGACAUGCAAUCUGGUGACCACUAUGGAUUUGACGACGAGGUCGAGUUCAAUACCCAAGCCAGCAGUCAGUGGGAUAGCCUCAGUAUGUUUCAAGACGUCAUUGUUUUCUGGAAGGAAUUAUUGACAUCCCAACCAGCACAUUUCAUGCAUCUUCCAACCCAGCUUACCUACAAUGGGACAAAGCCAACCAUCGAAACCCUUCAAGUCCCAGACCCUGCCAAUCAACUACCAACAUUGGACCACUGGCACCAAAGAGGCUGUGUAACCAGCCGAGGCGUGCUGAUUGAUUUCAAAAGUUACGCAGAGUCACAUGGCCUGCACUACGACCAGUUCUCCAGCUUCCGCAUUGGGUCGGAAGACUUGGAAAAAGUAGCCGCAUGGGAAGGCCUGACCUUCCGACCAGGCGACAUUCUAUUGAUCCGAUUCGGCGUAACCGAGGCACUGGGUCAGAUGAGCGGGGCGCAGCAAGGGGCUGCGAUGGGCGCAGGUCGGAUGUGUGGACUAGAGGGAAGCAAGGAUAUGGCGCGUUGGCUAUGGGAUCAACACUUUGCGGCUGUUGUGAGUGAUAAUAUGGCUGUUGAGGCUAUGCCGCCCAUUAUUGAUGGGGUCGAGCAACCUUUUCAUGAACUGGUGCUGCACCAGUGGUGUCUGAGUUUGUUGGGAAUGCCAUUGGGUGAACUGUGGGAUCUCAAGGCCCUUGGUGAGGCUUGCUGGGCCAGUAAGCAAUAUUCCUUCUUGCUUACUUCGUCGCCCCUGAAUUAUCCCGGUGCUGUUGGAAGUCCACCCAAUGCUUUGGCUAUUCUGUAG